GCAUUUAAAAGUUUGUGACAAUUAUACCGGUAAGAGGCAUACGUAAGUCGAACAUAUUUGGGUCUUGGCAGGAACCUCCGCCCACCUCCGCUUCCGAACGACCACAUUUUCUCCCAGUUGCACAUACUGUACGUUCCCUCGCCAUGGCCCCGGACCUGUCCGAGUGACUGGGAUGAACUGUGCGACUCCGUCCAGUAUGAUGCUCGACAACAAGCGCCGACGAUGGAUCACUGGGCCGACCCUUGGGCCGACGAUGUGGACACAGAUACCAAGCCGUCGCCAAAGCCGGAUAUCCCAACGCCGCAGCCAGGAGCACCUCCGACCGUGCUGAGUGAAUUCUUGGACGAUGCGCAAUGGGGUAGCGUGAGCCAAGAUGAAGGUUGGGGAGAAUGGACAGUGGAGCCUAGUAGCAGGACGCCUGGCGAACUCCCCGAGAGGAGCUCUCCACACCCGGAAGUGAACGAGCCAUGGAGGGCGGCUGAGGAAAGGGAGGACACUGAGGAACAUGGGAAUGGUAUUUCGGAGGCUUCAGAGUCAGGCACAACGGUACACCCGGACGACAACCAUGAAUUUCCCCCUCCGGAGCAAGACAAUGAUAUCUCCACACGUCCCUCUGUGUCCACUUCGGAGGCAAGCCACACCGAAUCUGUUGCAGAGUCGCCGCGAACUUCUUUCGAGGAAGAACGAUCCGCGGGAAAGACUGCCCAGAACGCCCCGCCAACGGAGCAUCCACCGGAGACGGUCGCAGAACCUGGCCCUGGUGCAACAGAAGAUGCAUUGGAAAACAGGUCAGAGCCACAACAACGUGCACUACAGCCCGACAAGGAGCCAAAGGAGGCAUCGCGGCCUUCUGCAUUGGCAACUACCCCCAUCGGCCCCCUUCUGUCGGAACUAUUCCCGACACUAAAAAAGCAUGCAGAACCGCCGCCAGCUCAAGAUGACCCGAUAUUUUCGACUUCUGCACGGAAAGCAUGGUACCGUUUGACAAGACAAGAAACAAUGCGAGAGUACAACAGCGGAGGCGAAGACAAUAACUAUGUGCGCGUAACAUGGGCAACCUCAAAGAUCAGAGAAGAUGUGAACAAAAUCGUAUCAAGGUGGGCCACCGAGGAUCGGAUAGCUGGGCGCAGCCAUGGUGGGAGAGUCUCUUUCUACUGGGAUCAGCCCACAGAGCUUCCGGGCAAAAUCGCUGCUAUUCAUGUUGCAAGGAAGGCGAGCGCAUCGGCACCCAUCGCCAAACAGGAAAUACAGUCGCCUGUCUCGGAUGCUCCGGUUGCGUUCAGUUGGAGCUCCGCUCCUGCAGAACAAGAUACGGGGGAGAAAAGGAAGUCGGGCAUGCUCCAAAGUCAAGCGCCACUUAUAGCCCCGCCUGUCCCUGCACCUACCACAGCAAUAAAGGAGGCGAGCCGUCACUCACUAGAGCAGAGUGCCCAUGAUGUCCCUGCGCUAGAGUCCGCGCAGGCUCUGAGACCGGUAUCACCGUCAGCCAGCGAGCAAGGUUCCCUUCCCCAUGAGAUCGAUGCCCCUCGCGCAAGCAUACAGGAAGACAACCAGCAGGAGCAGAGACAGGCUUUAGAUCUAGAUCAAAUAAGGCGCUCAACGGAUACUUCCCCACCUGAUAUAAGCGAUGAUGAAGACUGGGGUGAGAUGGUUCAGUCGCCGACUCAGACGAAUCCGCCUCCUAAUGCCUCCUUCUUUGAGUCCACCAUUCCGUCCGAAACCGGCGCAACGCCCUCAACAGGAUCAUCAGGGUCUACACCUACAAUAUCGAGACACGCAGCGCCCAUUGUUCGUCUUCAAGGAAUUGUUUCGCCCACCUCUGCAGUGUUUGGCGCGAAGCCUUUGAUUCCGCUUCACGCAGAGCAAGGCCCAAUUGGACCACAUAUACUCCGGAAGACGAAGGAUGUUCCCCUUGCGACACCUGAAAAGCCGAAGGCCAGCCGUGCAGAGCCCAGCCAACCUGCUGCAGAUGCAUGGGCAGAUGCCGAUUUCUCCAUAUUUGAUUCCGCGCCAGCACGAACACCACCAGUGGUAGCACCUCGUCAACCAGUUCCAUCCGUUCCUCCAGCUAGAGGUCUCCCAUCUCGAUCAGACACGCCAUCAGCGAUCUCACCUCUCCCUCCACAAUCCAGAAGAUCAGAAGAUGACGAGGUCGUUCGAAGCAUCAUAUCCGGUUUGCCGGACCUGAGCUACAUGUUGAAAAAAUGACAUGGAUUAUGAAAGAGUUAUGACGUUCUGUCUUACCUUGCUCUCAGUUGCAUUUCUCGGGCGUUUCUCUGGGACUUGGAAGCAUAGGUUCAGGCGUGAUGCAUUGGUCGUUCUUAUGUUGUUGAAUGUACAGAGAUAUGCACAUGUCAUGCUAGUUAUUCUUUCCGCAUACCAAAAAUGUGACUUGAGCUAUCUUCUCUUUUCUUUUUAUGUGCACGCUCCCUACUACUGGGAGGAAUGGCAAGGAUCAGACGCGCCUGAUGGACGCGUCGCAGAACGCGACGGGUUGAUAUUGUUUGACCACCACAAGUCUCCCACUGU
This is a messenger RNA of Westerdykella ornata, 2529 nucleotides long. RefSeq lists its product as uncharacterized. Bases 223 to 2208 code for a protein of 661 amino acids. The record is from RefSeq and is a predicted model, not a curated record. Lineage: Eukaryota; Fungi; Ascomycota; Dothideomycetes; Pleosporales; Sporormiaceae. The transcript has a single exon.